This is a messenger RNA of Erpetoichthys calabaricus (reedfish), 3314 nucleotides long. Its product is annotated as tripartite motif-containing protein 16-like. Bases 694 to 2577 code for a protein of 627 amino acids. The record is from RefSeq and is a predicted model, not a curated record. Gene Ontology annotation, molecular function: zinc ion binding; protein binding. The transcript has 6 exons. NCBI's taxonomy places the organism in Eukaryota, Metazoa, Chordata, Cladistia, Polypteriformes, Polypteridae.
CUAAGUAAGUCUACCCUUGGCUCUGAUAGCUGGCAUUGCCCCCCUCAAGUAGAUAUCUUCUAUGACUGUCUGCCAAUCUCUGACACCGACUAGGAGAGUUUUUCUCUGAUGUUGUUUGUGUGUCAUCACUCUCUGGUCCCUUGGAUGGACCAUUAUUUAUGUUAAAAAUACAUAUGGGGUCCCAGACCAUGUGAUAUUACACACAUACGAUUGGCUAGCUAUCCUGGUGAAGGAUGGUUCUGCCCAAAAGCUUUGAUCCUCAUACGUAUCUGUGCAAUCUCUUGUUGUCUACUUCUUUCACUGUUAAGCUGUAAAUUGUCUGACAAUUUUAAACUAAAAGCAUCACAAAUUAUUUAGAUAAAAAUACACAUGCACUAAUGAUAUGAAUGAUUGGUACAAAACAGAAAAAAGUACAAAUGUACUUGGGUGAUACUAUUUUAGUCUACAGGAAAGAAAACAUAUAGAUGUGUUUACUGUAGAUAAGAUGCUUUCAAUAUAAAUUGCCUUUGCAAGUUAGUUAAGUAAAGUGCCUUCCAGGGUCCUAUAAAUUCUUUUGUAAAUUAGUUAUGACCUUUAGAAUUUUUUUGAGAAAAAUAAAAAAAUAUAAUCUGCAGUUUCAAAACAUCAUGAUUUUGUCCUUCCAGACAAGCUUCCGACAAAAUAACUAAUAAAUUACUUUAAGAAAAGGAAUCUAUGGCUUCAUUUUGUGCAUUAAAAAUCAAGCAGGCCCAAAUCUCUAAUCAAAGCAGCAUCUCCCAUUUUGCGAGUUGUCACGUCUGCCAUUUGUGGCAUCUUUUAAAAAAGGCUCAGACAACCAAAACUUGCCACGCCCACUCUGUGAAGAGCCAAAAAGCGUGCCUGCAACUUUCAGUUUCAUUUCUAGCUUUCUCUGUCUCUAAUCCUCCUACGAUGGCAGAAGAAAACACCUCGUUGCCCCAGGACCAGUUUCACUGCUGCAUGUGUCUAGAGACUUUGGAGGGUGCCGUUUCUUCCCCAUUUGGAAUUCACUUCUGUAAAAAAUGCAUCCAAAACGGCUCGGAUAAGACAGGUGAGGUCAGCUACCAAGAGUGCAGGGAGACUGUUAAUCUGUGUAAGGACACUGUGAUAAUCGAAGCGGAGGAGGAAUUAAAACCAAAAGAGCUCAGCCCCGCUCCGUCUCAGAGUGAGGUUGGACACGGAGAUGUCGGCUGUGAUGCCUGCACUGGGAAGAGGCGGAGGGCUGAGAAGUUCUGUGUGACCUGCCUGGCCUCCUUCUGCAAGACUCACAUCCAGCUGCAUUAUCAGGUUCCUGCCUGGAAGGAGCACAAGCUCAUCGAUCCAAGUGAAAAUGUCCAAACGAAAAUCUGUACAAAGCACCUGAAAAGCCUGGAUAUUUUUUGUAAAACGGACCAGGCGUGCAUCUGCAUAAUGUGUGUGAUGGACACCCACAACACGCAUGUAAUGGUGGAGCCUCAGAAAGAAAGAACAGAAAAACAGAUUCAUUUGGAGGCGAUACGCUCAGAAAAUCAGAAAACAAUAGAAGAGAGACAGACGAAACUGGAAAAGAUGAGAAAGGCCUUGGAACACAUUAAGGUGUCUGCAGACAAGGAGGUGCAAGAAUGUGAGAAAAACUUCACUGAUCUGAUUCACUGCAUCGAGGAAACCUGCAGGAAAGUGACGGAGCAGAUUAGACAGCAAGAAACGAGAGAAAUGGAGAAGGUGGAAGCCAUCAUCAAGAGACUGGAGAAGGAGAUUGAGACUCUGAAGAAGCGAGACGCCGAUGUGACUGAGCUUUUAGUGACGGACGACAACAUCCAUUUCCUCCAGACUUUCUCAUCACUGUGUGUCCCUCCUGCAAAAGAAGACUUGAGCAACAUGAACUUCAUGGCAGACUUCUCAUGUCAAACCCUGAGGAAGGAGGUGUCUCUUCUGAAACAGCGUCUCGAGAAACUGAGAGAGGUUAAAAUCGAAAAAGUGACAUCUGCAGUGAAUGUAAUUCCACUUCAUAUCCCAAUGUUUCCAGAACAGAAGUGCAGACCCGAAUUAUUGAAAUAUUUCUGUCAUCUAACAUUGGACCCAAACACUGCAAAUGGACACCUCUUUCUGUCUGAAGGAAACAAGAAGGUGACGGUAAUGAAGAAGGAGACCAUGUAUCCUGAUCACCCUGACAGAUUUGACCACUGGUGGCAAGUUCUCUGCAAAGAGGCUUUGUCUGGGACUCGCUAUUACUGGGAGUUGGUGUUGAGUGGAAGGGAGACGGAGAUAGGAGUCACUUAUAAAAAAAUCGCCAGGAAAGGAAAAGGCAGAGACUCUCACAUUGGGCGCAAUGAAGAGUCCUGCACUUUAACUUGCUUUUCUGUCUCCUCUUUGAGGCAUAACAGCAGGCACACUAAAAUAACUGUUCCCCACUACCACAGAAUAGGGGUGUAUUUGGACUGGCCGGCUGGCUCGUUGCUGUUUUUCCGUGUUACGGACACAAUGACACUCCUGCACAAGUUUCAGUCCACCUUCACGGAGCCACUUUAUCCUGCUUUUUGGCUUCCUUAUAAGGACAGCUGUGUAACAAUCUGCACCCUUAACAAAUCUGGCCACUCUUAAGCACCAGGCUUUGGAUUUGCUGUUUUUUCAUGCAUAGAUUGCAGCAUAAAGCAAUGCAUUUCAUUUGUCCUCAGGAUGAAAGUGGGCAAGAGUGUAGGAAAUACUGCAUUCAGCAACUUAAAUAGAUAUAGGCUUUUAUUAUUUGGGGCAAUGUAAACUUCUGUAUUAUUCAAAUCUGAUAUCUUGGAUCAUCUGCAGACAACAAAUUAAAAUCUACAUUAAGUAGGGCCUACCUUGUGGUGUAAUGCAUGAAGGAAUGGGUGUAUAUUAUACUUAUAAGGGCAUUACAAGAAUAGCAAAGGUGGAAACAUGGAAGCAGAGGGGGAGCACCAGCUCCAUUUCGAUUUUGAGGGAUAAAGAAGAAGAAUGAAACUCCUGGAAGUAUUUGCUUCGAUGUUCACAGCAAGUCCCUUGCAAACACAACAAAGUCCAUCCAUCCAUCCAUUUUCCAACCCGCUGAAUCCGAACACAGGGUCACGGGGGUCUGCUGGAGCCAAUCCCAGCCAACACAGGGCACAAGGCAGGGACCAAUCCCGGGCAGGGUGCCAACCCACCGCAGGACACACACAAACACACCCACACACCAAGCACACACUAGGGCCAAUUUAGAAUCGCCAAUCCACCUAACCUGCAUGUCUUUGGACUGUGGGAGGAAACCGGAGCGCCCGGAGGAAACCCACGCAGACACGGGGAGAACAUGCAAACUCCACGCAGGGAGGACCCCGGGAAUCGAACCC